AUGUCAAAAGUUGAGAACGAUAAUUAUCUUCGGGAUAUAAGAACAACUACGCAGUCGUUAUGCAUCAAAAUUGUCAAGGAAUUUUCGGAAGGUGUCAUCUCACCUGGAUCUAUCACUGAGUUUUCAACAUUUGUUGAACACGAGUUAAAAGAGGAGAGUUUGAAAAAAGAUGAACUUAUCAAAUUGAAUUGCAUUAUCUUUGGCACAGCAUUUGCUAUUUUGAAAGAAUCGAUGAAAAGUGAGGAUAGCUUUAAUCAACAUACAUUUAAUUUCGCCUUGCAGAUAAUCAACAAUAUUUUUGAAAACUUAAAGGCUGAGGAUGCGGAAGACUUGCGUUCAUUUUUGUGGUCUAUCAAUAGUAGAUGCCUUAUAAUUGGUGAUAACAAAGUCGAUAAUGCAGUUGAUUUGGAAAGAAUUGCAAAAUUUGAGGCAAACUUUGUUCGAUUUAUGCUUUCUAAUGAAAGAAAUAGGAAAGAUUUGUUUUCUAAGGACCACAAAGGAGAACUUGCAUUUAUGGUAACAUUUUUCUUAUCUAAGUUCUGUUCGAAAAAAGUCGAUAUUCCGAUCAGGCUUAUCAUAGGAAACAUAUUACUUGAAUUUGUCAAACCAUGGGAUGAAUCGGUGAAAACACUGGUAUCAUUUCUUCCCGGUAUUUGUUGUAAGAUGUGUACACUUGCUUCUACGGAUCUGAAUACGACACUUGUAGAUAUGGCACUGAAGAUUUUUGGCUGCAUUGUGUCUACUUGCCUGAAUGAUUCCGUUGUCAGUAAGCAGGGUAAAAUAGAAAAUUCAACAAUUGCUGAAAGCAAGCCAAGAAAUUCUAAAACUGUUUUUGGAAAGAAUAUUAUUUACGUCGAAGAUUGGAACAAGCAGUUGAAACUUCUGCUCAGACGGAUGUGUUCUAGACUCGUUCGACAUCAGGAUCAUCGUAUUCGACUUGCUUUGCUUAUUCUUUUACAUGAUAUUUACAUACAUUGUGCUAUAAGUCUUGCUUCCUCGAUUGAAAAUAUUUUGAUUGAUGUUGUUCUCUUGUUGCUGAAUGAUCCAUACGAAAAAAUUGCUGAAUUUUCGAGAAAGAUCAAGGAGCAUUUAAUGCUUACAGUAAGAGAAAGUUUCAUUAAUCGUUUGAGAGAGCGCUUGUAUUCGUUAUCUAGUACUAUACCUACGGAAGCCAUGGUUAGCGGAGAUGUUGAAGGAUGUUUAAAACAGUUGCUGGGAGUAUUAUUUUCAAUUAAUUCUGAAUGCGACGAUUUUUUAUUAGGUGGGAAGUUGCCUGAACAACUGAUGUUUGCAAUAUCAUCUACACUUCAGUUGAAUGUUAAGCGAUUACGUCUGAGCCGUGAAGUUACUGAAAAAAGCUAUGUUCUAGGCAAGCGUGAUAGACGAUUUGCCACUUCUGCACAGUGUCGAAAAAAAAACAAUCAAUCAGAUCGCUGUGCUAUUCUGUUGGAUUGUAUUUCAGCAAAUAUUGGUCACACCAACGAAUUGGAACAGUUGACGGGUAGUUAUCAUUUUGCUGUUUAUUUAUUAAGAGCAGCUUGUACACAAGUUACUACACCAAAUCAAAAAUUUAUUGAUAUUUUACAAGUACUGGUCGAACAAGCAGUUAAACUGCUAGAAGGGAUCGACAUACAUCGUCCACCACGGGACGAUAUCAUUGAAGAUGAUAAUGAUGAGCAAGGUAUGGAGAGUUGUCUGGUCACCAUUUUAUUAUCCUUCUGUGCUGCUGCUUUCACUUGUACUCCUUCUGUUUUCUUAUGCCAAAAGUUAAUGAACGAAACUUUGUUCGAAAUAUUUAAGUGGACGAAAUCAUCAUACAUAAUUUGUGCAGAAAGUGCUGAACACGCUUUAAAAGCUGCCGCUUUGGCAGUUGGAGAAGCUGAUAUAUCUUCUCUUUGUAUUACUUAUGGGAAAUAUCUCUUACCGAAAGUAGCAAUUCGUUCAAGAGCUUACAGUAGCAAUCUUCGCACACCUUGUGUACUGUCUUCAUUGCUCGAUCAUUGUGAAAAUCCUGAAUUGUUCGAGAUCACCAGUCAUGUUGUUCAAGAGCUCUUGCUUGCAGUUGACUUAGGGUCACAGGAAUGGCUAAUUUUAAUUCUCAGGGCCAUGCUUAGUUUUGGAGUAGCUAUUGGGAAAUGGUUUCCUGAUGUCAGGCCUCAAGAAGUUGAGUACAGUGAAGAUGAUCCAGAUAAGAAAGUUCCAAAACCUGAAUUUGUUCAAUCUGUGAACAAUGUUUUGAAAAGAACGAAGCAUCUUCUCUUUUCUUCUCAUGUACCAAUUCGCUUAUUAAUUCUGAAAAUCUUGGAUGUAUGCCUGAAAGAUUUACAACACUUCCCGGACGAUUAUCUACCGAUGAUUCAUGAGAACUGGUUUGCAGUUUUUGAUUGUCUUCAAAUGAAAAACUUGAAUGUACGAUUGGAUGGAUUUAAGGUUGUUAUAACGAUGUGUGAACUUUCUGGCAGUUUCUGUUAUCGUCGUUUUAUUCCUCAAGCAUGGCCAUUAAUUCAUCAAUUCAUGCUGGAGCGAAGUGCUGCAAGUGCUAAUGCUCAACAAGCCUAUUUUCAUUCGGCUGCUUAUAAAUUUCAGCAAAUUGUUCUGGAAAAAUUGGAUAUUGUUUUUCGUUCAAUCGAAGCGCGUAGUGCAGAUUGGCGAAGUGCCAUAGAAAUGGCCAAAGCCUACUGCGAUACUUCACAGCCCGAAGCCUUGCGAAAUGCAUCAAAAAAUUUGUUAUCUCUGUGUGAAAAGAAAUUAAAAGAAAUUGAUGAUGAAUCGGAAAAUGUAAUCGGUCGAGUUUAG
Molecule: messenger RNA, 2796 nt
Organism: Acanthocheilonema viteae
Lineage: Eukaryota; Metazoa; Nematoda; Chromadorea; Rhabditida; Onchocercidae
Source: the annotation of a GenBank genome assembly